AGAAGCCGACUCUUGUUUACAGCAGAGAUUCCACGGAGGAGCCACUCGUACACACGCACACACUCACCGUGGGAUUUUAGCAGCUGCAACGUGGACUUGUUUUCGCCUUUCUGGCGACGACGAAACAACAAGAAAAAGACGUCAGUUGUGGAAAAAGACGCGAAAAUUUCGCACGCGUUCAGUUCCAUUCUGCUGUUGCGUGGCACAUUUUCCCGGAGCCCACCCUUCAACCUCCACAGGCAGGACCACGACGGGCACCAACGCCGGUGCAGCUCGCUUGGUUUGCCGGCGUUAAGACACCCACCAGGCAGAGUUUUCAUUCAUUUUUUUACCCAGGCCACCACCACGCAGCCGCCACCCUUCUUAUUUUUCUUCUUGGGUGUUUUCCCCAAUAUUCCACGCGAGCGGCUUUUACGCUUACGGAUGCUGAGGAUGGUGGGGAAGAGGGUUAGAUUUUUGUGCUGAUAUUUUGUAGAUACAACCCAAUUCUGAGGCCUGUUGUUUUUGUUAUUGAAGAAGAAGACAUGGAGACUGAAGAUGGGGAUUACCAUCAUCGUAUUGUUGCGUCUAUAGCAAUCAGUGCACUUUGGAGGAAAUAAUACUGUUUUCUCAAAAUUUUAUUAUUGUGAUUUAAUUUUUUUCCUUUCUAAUAUUAGAGCCUACCCACCCAUUUUGACUACAUUGUUUUUCCCCUCCGCUCGUUUUUGUAGCUUUAACGUGCAUCAGCAUCCUCCUGGAUUUCUUUUUAGUUUUUAUUUAUUUUGUUAAGUUUUGCUUUUCUUUCUUUUUUUUUUUUUUUAAAUGAAUCAAAGAAUAUGAGAGCUGACAAACUACUAAUGGACAGGAGCACAGGCUUUUUCUGGGCUGUGUUGACGACCCUUUCCACCAUGUGCCUAUGGACCUCAUAUGGCGAGAUCUGUGGUCCCAGCAUCGACAUCCGGAACGACAUCAGCCAAUUCAAGCGUCUUGAAAACUGCACGGUGGUGGAAGGCUACCUGCAGAUUCUGCUCAUGAUGAACAACAAUAGCAAGACCAAGAACCAGGAGGUGUUUCGCUCGCUGAGCUUCCCAAAGCUGACCGUUAUCACCGACUACCUCCUAUUGUUCCGUUUACCGGGCCUAGAAAGCUUGAGUACACUAUUUCCCAACCUGAGCGUCAUCCGGGGGCGCAACCUCUUCUACAACUAUGCCCUGGUGAUCUAUGAGAUGACCAGCUUGAAGGACAUUGGCCUGUACAACCUUAGGAACAUCACCCGUGGGGCCAUCAGGAUUGAGAAGAACCCCGAGCUGUGCUACUUGGACUCUGUGGACUGGUCUCUCAUCAUGGAUGCAGAGUUUAAUAACAUUGUGAGUGGGAAUAAGAAGACCAAAGAGUGUGAUAAUGUCUGCCCGGGCAUCAUGGAGGACAACCCGCUGUGUCAACAGACUACCUUUAAUAACAAACAGGAGUACCGAUGCUGGACCUCCAACCGAUGCCAGAAAGUGUGUCCCAGCCAAUGCAAGCACUCGUGCACAGACAGGGGCGAGUGUUGCCACAGCCAGUGCCUGGGCACCUGCACCGAAGCCCACAGUGACUUGGCGUGCUCUGCCUGCCUCCACUACUACCACGAAGGCCGCUGCGUCCCUGACUGCCCGCCCGACACAUACAAGUUUGAGGGCUGGCGCUGUAUCACCGAGGACCUGUGCUCCCAAGUUCAUCUGCCCAGCGACGUUCACUUUGUCAUCCACGAGGGCGAAUGCAUGCCUGAUUGCCCCUUCGGUUUUGCACGCAACGAAAGCAACCGGAUGUUGUGCAGUGCCUGUAAUGGCUUAUGCGAUAAGAUCUGUACGACCUCUGUCAUCGACUCUGUGAACGCUGCUCAGUCCCUGAAGGACUGCACCGUCAUUGCUGGCAAUCUGGAUAUCAACAUCCGUCACGGAAAUAACAUAGCGUCUGAGCUGGAGAGUUUCAUGGGCCUGAUCCAAACCGUGACGGGCUACGUGAGGAUUCGUCACUCCCACACACUCGGAUCGCUGUCCUUUCUCAAGAGUCUGCGUUACAUCAACGGGGCGGAGCUUAUAGAUCAGUUGUAUUCCUUCUCCGCCAUCAACAACCAGCACCUGCACGACCUAUGGGAUUGGACUCAGCACAACCUAACCAUCCGGGAGGGACGCCUCUUCUUCCGUCUGAAUCCCAAACUCUGUAUGUCUAAGAUCCACACCAUGUGGGAGAAAACGGGCGUCACUGCCAAGCCACAGGAGGGCGACUUCCGCAACAAUGGCGAAAGAGCCAGCUGUGAAAGCCACAUUCUCAAGAUCUUGUCCAACAGCACAUCCAGCUACACCAUCCGUCUGACAUUGGAGCGCUACCAGCCGCGGGAUUACAAAGGCCUUAUCACCUUCAUGGUCUACUACAAGGAGGCCCCUUCUCAGAACAUAACCGAGUUCGACGGUCAGGAUGGCUGCGGCUCCAACAGCUGGCACAUGGUGGAUGUGGAUCUUCCUCAAAAUAAUAACACCGACCCAAAAGUCGGAAUUCACCACCUCAAGCCAUGGACCCAGUAUGCCAUUUUCGUCAAGGCCAUUACGCUGCGGGUUGAGGAUAAACACAUUCCCGGUGCAAAGAGUGACAUCAUAUACAUUCGAACACGCCCCUCGCUGCCAACUGUGCCCAAAGAUCCCCGUGCCUAUGCCAACUCUUCCACCAAGCUCCUGGUCAAGUGGUCUCCACCCCUCUUUCCCAACGGCAAUUUGACCUACUACCUAAUCCGUUGGCAGCAGCAGCCAGAAGACCGGGAGCUCUAUCUGCACGACUACUGCUCCAAAGAACUCAAGAUUCCAAUCAGGAUCCCAGCAACAGGGUUUGAAGACAUGGAGGAGAUAACCAAGCCCACUAAGUCAGACCUGUCGGGUCCAAAGAAGGAUCCUUGCUGUCCUUGCCCCAAGACUGCCGAGGAGAAGGACCGAGAGAAGGACGACCGUGUCUUUUUGAAGCUGUUCGAGAACUUCCUUCACAAUUCAAUCUUUCUGCAGAGACCUCAAGAUCGUCGUCGUCGGGACCUUUUCGGCCUGGCAAAUGGCACUGUGUUGCACGCGGGCGCUGGCAGGGGCAACACCACGCUUGGCCCGGGCAAUAACAGCACUGAUGGGGUCCCGCCAAUUAUGGAGUACCCCUUUUCUGAGGACAAGAGUACCUCAGAGGUUUUAGAGAUUCCCAACUUGAGGCCCUUCACCGUCUACCACAUUGACAUCCAUGCUUGCAAUGAAGAGUUGGGCCACUGUAGCGUUGGCGCCUUUGUCUUUGCCAGGACCAAGCCUGCAGAUAAAGCCGAUGACAUACCUGGGAAAGUGCUCUAUGAGCGGAGCGACAAGAUGGAGGGAUGCGUUCUGCUGCGUUGGCCCGAGCCCAUCAUGCCCAACGGCCUCAUCUUGAUGUACGAGAUCAAGUACCGUUUGGGGGCUGAGCCUGAGAAGCAUGAAUGUGUAUCUCGCGAGCAAUACCGCAAGCAUCGAGGGGCUCGCCUCACCAAUCUGGGAUCGGGGAACUACUCUGCCAGCAUUCGAGCCACAUCUCUGGCUGGAAAUGGCUCCUGGACAGAGAGCAUGUCCUUCUACGUACCUCCGCCAAAACGAGACAACGAUGUCACGCUGUAUCUGGUUGUCAUUAUUCCCAUCAUUGUUACUCUCUUUAUCGCGGGACUCACAACGAUUCUCUUCUAUGUCAACAAAAAGAGAAAUAGUGACAGACUGGGGAAUGGAGUCCUUUACGCCUCAGUCAAUCCUGAGUACUUCAGCGCUGCAGAAAUGUACGUCCCAGAUGAGUGGGAGGUUGCAAGGGAGAAGAUCACCAUGCACCGGGAGCUGGGCCAAGGCUCCUUCGGCAUGGUGUACGAGGGAAUCGCCAAGGGAGUGGUGAAGGAUGAGCCUGAAACGCGUGUGGCCAUCAAAACGGUCAACGAGUCGGCCAGCAUGAGGGAGCGCAUCGAAUUUCUGAAUGAAGCAUCUGUCAUGAAGGAGUUCAACUGCCACCAUGUGGUGAGGCUUCUGGGUGUGGUCUCCCAAGGACAACCUACUUUGGUGAUUAUGGAACUGAUGACCAGCGGAGAUCUGAAGAGUCACCUGCGUUCUCUUCGCAAAGAAAACACCAGUGUCCAGGUCCUGCCCCCACUAAAGAAGAUGAUCCAGAUGGCGGGGGAGAUUGCUGACGGCAUGGCGUACCUAAAUUCCAACAAAUUUGUCCACAGAGACCUUGCGGCCAGAAACUGUAUGGUGUCAGAAGAUUUUACAGUGAAGAUUGGAGAUUUUGGCAUGACCAGAGAUAUUUACGAGACGGAUUACUACCGAAAAGGAGGAAAGGGCCUGCUGCCUGUUCGCUGGAUGUCACCCGAGUCGCUGAAAGAUGGCGUGUUUACUACCAUGUCUGAUGUCUGGUCAUUUGGGGUGGUUCUGUGGGAGAUCGCCACCUUGGCGGAGCAGCCCUACCAAGGCAUGUCCAAUGAACAAGUGCUGCGCUUUGUCAUGGAGGGAGGACUUCUGGACAAGCCUGACAACUGUCCCGACAUGCUGUUCGAGUUGAUGCGGAUGUGCUGGCAGUAUAAUCCCAAGAUGCGUCCGUCCUUCCUGGAGAUAAUCAGCAGCAUCAAGGAGGAGAUGGAGCCGCCUUUCCGGGAAGUCAGCUUCUUCUAUAGUGAGGAAAACAAGCCGCCUGACACCGAGGAGCUGGACAUAGAAGUGGAGAACAUGGAAAACAUUCCACUGGACCCCGCGGCCACCAUUCAGCCCUCUGUCACCGCACCGUCGGCGGGCACGCCACCGCCUGGCUCGACCCAGCAAUCACCCUCUGCAGCCCCUUUUCUGAGACCCUCCUCACCUGCCGCGGGUCCCUCGGACAGCAAACGCGUGGGACACGUGGCGGCCAACGGGCCGGUGGUGCUGCUCAGGCCCAACUUUGACGAGCUGCAGCCCUACGCGCACAUGAACGGCGGAAGGAAGAACGAGCGGGCGCUCCCCUUGCCCCAAUCAUCGGCCUGCUAAUAUUGGCCCCCUUCAAACCCCGAUCCUCCUACACAGGGUAACCCAAAUCUCUCCUGCGACAGUCGAGGGAGAUUUGGUGUCUUUGUUACGUCACUCCUUCAAGAAGGAAAUCAGAAGACUUCAAAAGACUGAAGAACCUUUUUUAAGCAUAUCUGCCAGUAAAAGUCAACAGAAGAGCACUUUUUUUUCCCCUGAGAGAGGCUGUUGUGGAGUGUGUAUUUAUAUACCAAUUCUCUCUAUAGUAAAUUUUCUUUUUAUAUAACUUUUCACAUCAAAGGACUCUUGUUGGACAAAUACUGAAGAGAGUGUUAUGUCUCAAAAAAAAAAAAAAGAUAACACUAAGUUGCCAAAUGGAGGCUGUGCUUCAGAGUCAAGUGCAUGUUGGACUAAAUAUGGCAGCAGUCAUGGUGAAGAAUAAAGUGAACUGCAAAUAUCCCCCAAAAUAAAAAAUAUAUCUAUAUAUUUAACAUAUCAAAUAAAAGUGCAAAAUGUUUCACUCAAGAAACAACAACAAAAAAAUGCUUUAACUUAUUCCUUAUUUGGUUUUCUUCAUUUCAUAUGUCACUAGAAAAGGAGAGUUAUAUGAUCAUUUGUCUUUCAAGUCGGUCUGUUUGUUGGGGACGAUCUUGUCUCACUCUAGUAAACCAUCAUGGAGUACAUCUAUCAUUAUCAUAUUGACCUGUAGUCGAGCCCCUAAGUCUGAAAAAAGUAGCACGGACUUCAAAGUGCAGUAAAAGUAGGGAUUUUAUUUUCACUCGUGGAAGCAGCACUUCAUCGCUGACAUUUCAUAUUUCACUUUUUUUUUGUAUAGCGGCGUUAAGUAUGUGAUGCAUGCAAUGAAGACAUUAUCUAAUUACUUCAAGUCUUAAUUUGCGUGAAAAGAAAUACAAAAUCUACAAGAUGGCACCGUAGGAUUUAGUUCAUUUUUCAACGACAUUUUUCCUAAUGUCCAGUACCGUAUGAAAGAAAUGCGACAGUAAUGGAUAUUUUUUUGCAACAUUGACAUGCCUAUUCUAUCAAAUUUCAUUUGUCUAUUCAAUGAUGUAAACCUCCACAAGUUUUUAAAUAACAAUAAGCCAGAACAAACACAGAAUUCUGCUUGUUCUAAUAGUUUAAUUGCAUUUAGCUAUUCUUCAGUGUUUUUUUUUCUUUUUACUAUACAAUCAAGUCAAUUGAAAUAAAAAUUAUUUAAAAAAAUAUUUCAUUCACACCUUGUGUGAAAUUACCCCCCAAAAUCUCGUCAAUGUAUAUACUUCAUUUUGUUUCGUUGCAUGUAAUCUGAAGCACAGUCUCAGUCUGACACAUCCAAACGCCAUGACUGUCAUUUGGGGUAAUUUUAUCACUUCUGCAUAAUUUGAGAAUCUCUGAAUGUUCUGAACUCCUAUUUUUGAGACGAAUUAUAGCAGAAUCAGGUUGUUGCCUUUUUUUUUAAGAUGGUAAACUUAUUGUAGGUGAUUAUCGCACCUAUGCUAUCAAUUCUGCACAGACUAGCUCAGUUGCUGGCAUUGAUGGCGAUAGACAUCCAAUCAAUUUCAGCUUGAAGGGAGGGGAUUAUCGCUGUCGGCCCUCAGAGUGAAAAUGAAUUGAAUGUCUAUCGCCUCCAAUGUGAAAACCCCCGUUCUUUUACUUUCAUGUCCCAGCAUGCACUUGACACAAUAGAUAGGAAGUGCAUGUUGAAGAUCCUCCGGUUGACUGAUCUUCAUACAGGCCUACACACGUCAUUUGUUUGUCACCUUUUUACAUUUCUAAUAUGUGUUUGAUUGUGUGGGAGUGUGUCGGCGUUUGUGUGUGUGUGUGUGUACGUGACAAAGCUGCUAUUUAUUCUGUUUUCUUUGAAAUCCUUCAGGUUUGCUAUUUUAUGCUCUCCACUACUUUCUUACCUAUAAAAUCUAUUAGAAAUGUAUGAUAAAAUGACACAAAAAAAAAAACGGAUUUUAGUUAUCAAAUGUGUUUUUAGACAUGUCUGUACUUGUUGGAUGUCUGUAUUAUUAUUAUUAUUAUUAUUAUUAGAAAUGGACACCUUAGCUCACAAGCUUUCUUCUGCACCCUUUUUUUUGUACUUUUUGUGGUCUAGCACUGCGCCUCUGGGUGCAACUCAAUCUCAGGUCAAAGUUUGAAAAAAGGCUUUUUCAUCUUCUUUUCUCCACACAUUCUCAUCAUCCUCUCCUAUGAUUUUCUUCUCUUCUCUCUGUGCCUCCUUUUCUAGCCACAUUAACCAAAUGUUUGCUUUUAAGACCCAGUCAAAACAAUGUACGGCUAACUGGGUCUUGUCGUUUGCCUUAAUCGUGUUUCUCACUUUUCUCUGUUAUAUUAUUUUCCUCAGUGUGUGUUUUUUUGGGUUGCGAUGUUAAUUCAGCGCCACGCACUCCCCAGCCGCCCCCCAUUCAAGUGUUAUUAUUUUCGUCUCAAACCAAAUAAAGAAUGUCUUCAAGAGCGGGAAGGUUUUAAUGUAAUGGAUGGUAAUAAGAAAAGGUCUUAAAAUAAAGGCUACAUGCAAUUUUGAA
Corythoichthys intestinalis (scribbled pipefish) is the source of this 7516-nucleotide messenger RNA. RefSeq names its product insulin-like growth factor 1 receptor. Gene Ontology annotation, cellular component: insulin receptor complex; axon; plasma membrane. Bases 816 to 5012 code for a protein of 1398 amino acids. NCBI's taxonomy places the organism in Eukaryota, Metazoa, Chordata, Actinopteri, Syngnathiformes, Syngnathidae. The record is from RefSeq and is a predicted model, not a curated record. The transcript is spliced from 21 exons. Gene Ontology annotation, molecular function: insulin receptor substrate binding; insulin receptor activity; phosphatidylinositol 3-kinase binding. Gene Ontology annotation, biological process: positive regulation of phosphatidylinositol 3-kinase/protein kinase B signal transduction; regulation of JNK cascade; positive regulation of MAPK cascade.